AGUCAAAGCCUCCAAUCCAAGGACGAAAAAGUUUCUCUUCGAGGCGGUGUUUGUUAUUUAUCUGAAAUUAUCGAAUAAAACUUGAUAAAUCUUACAAGGAACUUAUUUUUCAUAUAUUUUUCUGCCACUGCUUCAUUUUCCUCCAACGUCAGUAAAUUUAAAAGUUUUCGCAAUGGAUCAAGUUAUAGCACAAGUCGCUCAAAACGUCGAAAAACAACUCGAUAAUGAACUUGAAAGAUUAGACGCACUGGACAAGGAUGAUAUUGAGGUGAUAAGGCAGCAACGUAUUGCUGAAAUGAAGAAGAGGGCAUCAAAGAAACAAGAAUGGAUGGCUAAUGGUCAUGGAGAGUACACAGAGAUAGGUGAUGAGAAAGAGUUCUUCACUGUCUGCAACAAGUCGGAGAAUGUGGUGUGUCACUUUUACAAGAGUGACACUCCGAGAUGUGCCAUUGUCGACAUGCACCUCAAACUGUUGGCCAAAAAGCACAUAGAGACCAGAUUUGUGAAGCUGGACGUUGAGAGGGCACCAUUCCUCACAGGACGUCUGAAGAUCAGAGUGAUCCCUACUAUUGGUUUGGUGAAGGAAAACAAGACAAAGGACUUCAUUGUUGGUUUCACAGAUCUUGGUAACAGGGAUGAUUUCACAACUGAAGUAUUGGAGUGGAGAAUUGCUAGAUCUGAUGUCAUUGAGUAUUCUGGGGACCUCACAGUGCCUCCGGCUGAGGCUCGGAAGCAGAAGAUUUUGCACAUUCAGAGCAAGAAAACUAUCAGGGGUAAACAGGACAGUGAUUCAGAUGAUUUUAGUGACUAGUUUUAGUAACUAUUCUUCUUUUUUAUAAUAUUAUAUUAUAUUAAAAAUAUGGAACAAAAUACUAUGGAACAUAAAAAUUGUUAUGUCACUUCAUACUAAUAAUGCAAGUACCUACUUUUAUGGAUGUUCUUAUUAAAUAUGCAUUUUAGUAUUCACUCUUUUUUAAGUACUCAGUAUUUUUAAUUAUUAGAUACCUAUAUCUCAUGCAUACUAUUUUAUACUUAUUUACAUUUUUAAAUUACUUGUUAAGUUGCUGCUACUUUGAAAGAAUAAAACAAUGUUUACAAUAAAUAACUAAAUAUCGAGCCUUAUUAGAAACUUAUUUAAAACUAAUGAAAUUUGCCCAGCUUGGCUUAUUAAAUCUUUAUGGUUUUUAUGUAAUAAAUUAUUUUUUAAUUCUA
This is a messenger RNA of Plutella xylostella (diamondback moth), 1212 nucleotides long. The record is from RefSeq and is a predicted model, not a curated record. NCBI's taxonomy places the organism in Eukaryota, Metazoa, Arthropoda, Insecta, Lepidoptera, Plutellidae.